GGCGGGAUAUAUAGGGGGCCACUGCCUCACCGCUACACGCAAAAACACAGCUCGCAGCUCCUGUUCCGGAACUCCCUAAAAAAAACAAAAAGAAAAAGAGAAAAAAAGCCCACAUAUUUGAGAUUUAUUUAUUUUUGGUGCUUCUCUGCCAAAGGGAGUGUACUAUGGUCAUGCUGAAGAUCUCGGCGUUCCUCAUCACAUAUGCCCUGGUCAUCUGCCAGAUGUACUGCUCGCAAGCUGCCCCCGCCAGACCGGCAUUGGAAUCCAUGUCGGAGAGGGUCACGCUGACGGAUUACGAGGCGCGGCGGCUACUCAACGCCAUCGUCAAGGAGUUUGUGCAGAUGACGGCCGAGGAGCUGGAGCAGCAGCAGCAGCAGGCGGCUGAGGGCAACAGCAUGGCCCGGGCGCUAACCAAGCGCUGCUCCAACCUCAGCACCUGCGUACUGGGCAAACUCUCUCAGGAGCUGCACAAGUUGCAGACGUUCCCUCGCACCAACGUGGGAGCGGGAACGCCCGGCAAGAAGCGCGGCGCUCCCGAUGGCGAGCGCUACGCCAGCUACGGCGAGACGUUUGACGCCGUCUAACCACUCCCCCUUUUACGCCAUCCUCCUCUGCCCCCCUGCCCCCCUUCCGCACCCUUGCUAUGUCAUGACCUCCCAGUCGUCCUCAUUGGCCAGCGCAUGUUGGCGUAACUUGCCUGACUGACGUGAAGUGAAAAGAAACAGGCGGCCAUCUUUGGUCUCAGACUAGGGCUGGGCGACGAAUCAAUUUCAUUGAGUAAUUUGAAUUUGGUUUAGUUUGUAAAGAAAGUUAAUCAUGAUUAUUUUCUCGCAGUUAAUAGUUUUCCGACUAACAUUUUAACAAUGUCGAGCAGUGCAUUUGGAAGCUGGAUCAUUAACAUUAUCCAGAAAUGCAACAGAACUGCGGGCAUCUGUACCAAGUACGUCCUUUGGAGUAUUUCAAAAUUCAUUUACCUCAUCGCGAGGCAAUAACAUAAAACAUUUCAAUGUAAUACAUCACGCUCACCAGGUAUACCGAUUAUUAAUGUAAUCAGAAAACACUGAUGUUAGUGUGGGCCUGCUUGCUGGCUCUCUGAGGACAAAUAUGAACUCUAGUCGGUGAAAGAAACAGGACUAUAGCUAAUACGGUGAACCCUGCCUAUUCGCAUCAUUCACUGACUUUUUUUUUAACCUAUUUCUUUAACCUAGUUCUCUAAUGCGCAUCUUUGCGCAAUUACAGAACACAGUCAACCACAAAUAGCUGGGGUUCACUUUGAGUACAAAUCCCAUUCAAGACUUUUUUUUAUGAACUUUGAGCACCCUAUAUCGAAGUGGUGAACAAAGUAUGGCCCGCGGGACAUGUACAGCCCAAUUUGUUCUUUAACCUGGUCCACAUUUUCCUAAAAUUGGUUAAGUAAACAAAUUAAUGUUAAUUCAUGUCCUCAUUUUAAGAGUGUCACGUUAUUCUUACAUAUGGAGCAGCCGAGCCAUAAUUCGACAACUAGUUUUCCGUACAUUAAAAAAAUUAUUGUGGAUUGUGUGACAUACAUUUAAACAGAAUGGAUUUUUUUCUUCCCAAAAGAAAUAAGUAUUUUCACAUUAUUGUAUAUUUGAGGGGAAAGAAAAGCAUUUAUUUCUAUUAUUUUCUGGAAGUUAAUGCAAUUUAACGCUGGGGCGAAACUGUUUCUAAUCUCCUUCAGUAUGAGAAGAAUUAAUGCAAUUCUGAAAGGGAGGGGAAAAACUGACAAAUUGAUAGAAAUGUUCCUAAAAGUAAAGAGGGGAAAACAUGUUCAAUUGAAAAUCGGAUUCUAAAAAAGAGAUUUUAUUUUGAGGCCAUGUCACCCAGCCCUAGGUCAGACAAUCACGUUCUUUGCUGUACACUGCCAGACACACGCGCACACGCACUUGCGCGCGCUCACACACACACACACACACACACGCGCACGCACACACACGCCUACUUCUUCGCAUGUAACGUUAAUCAGCAAGCGCCGCCAUGUUGCUUGUUCAAUAAACAUAUUUUU
This is a messenger RNA of Hippocampus zosterae (dwarf seahorse), 2023 nucleotides long. RefSeq names its product calcitonin gene-related peptide-like. The coding region runs from base 165 to 584 and encodes 139 amino acids. The record is from RefSeq and is a predicted model, not a curated record. NCBI's taxonomy places the organism in Eukaryota, Metazoa, Chordata, Actinopteri, Syngnathiformes, Syngnathidae. Gene Ontology annotation, cellular component: extracellular region. Gene Ontology annotation, molecular function: calcitonin receptor binding; hormone activity. The transcript has 4 exons.